AUGCAGCGAUUGUUUGCAUUGCUUGUUGUCGUUGUUCUUACUAAAAUUAACGGCAAUCCAGGCGAUUUUCGUCCUCCAGCAGUGCCAUUGAUUGUAUUUAGUCCUCAUAUAUCAGUUUGGUCAGCUUCGGACAACCUGACCGAUUCUGAUACCGUUCAUUGGAGUGGAUCCCCACUUCCAUUUCAUGGUUUAAUCGAUAUCGAUCAUAAUCAAACAUAUCGUUUUCUUGGAACUCUACCAUCAAAUAUUCCACCUUUAAUACAAAACAGUGUUGUUGUACUACCAUGGCGUACAAUCUAUAACUUUUCAACGCCAACGAAUUCAGUUGAACUUAUUUUAUCAUUUAGUCAGCCAACAUCAAUUGAAGAUCCGUAUACUUACAUCACAUUUGACGUUCGUACACUGGAUGAACAACGUCAUCAUGUCCAAAUUUAUUUCGAAGAAGGUUCUAUGUUAAGUAUUAAUGAUAAACAUGAAAAAAUCUAUUGGACUCGAAUCGACGAAGGUGUAACUGUAUUAACAAUGGGUGCUUACAAUCAAAUUCCAUUUGGUAUUCGUGGCGAUUCAACUCGAAAUAAUUGGGGUUAUGCGCAUUUAAUAACUUCAAAUAGAAGUACAACAAAUGGUUAUCAAGGUUUUGGUGACAAUCUUCGUCAAGCAUUUGUGAAUCAUCAAGCAAUGCCAAGUGACGAUACACGAAAACCACGUCAUGCUGAUGACCAAUCGCCUUCAUCAGUAUUCAUAAUCGAUUUAGGUCUAGCUUCAUCACAGUCCACUUCAUCAUAUUUGACCUUUCUCUACGAUGAUGUUUAUUCAAUGUUAUAUUUUCAAGAUUGGCAAAUACCAUGUUGGCGUACCGAACUUAAUAAUAGUGUAUCAGCACUUAUAGAUGAAGCUGUUCUAUAUUACAACACAAAUAUGGCUGAUGUUACUGAUUCAAAUCUAUUAUUGACUACAUUAUUAACAGAUACAGGUGGAGUACAAUAUUCAUUACUUGGUUCGCUUGUGACAAGACAAAUUACCGGCGCAAUGACACGCACAUGGUCAGAUAAACAUAAUCGUCCACAAUUAUAUAUGAAAGAAAUUUCAUCCGAUGGUGAUGUUAGUACAGUUGAUGUUAUUUUCCCAUCAUCGCCAUUCUUUCUUUGGUUACAUCCUGAAAUGUUACGUGACGUUCUUAUACCUGUUCUUGCUUAUGCUAAUAAUGAAACAAGUAUUGAUUAUAACCUAGCAUGGGCUCCACAUCAUUUAGGAACAUGGCCAGUUUGUGAUAUAUUUCCUGAUGAACAAGAACAAAUGCCUAUGGAAGAAUCUGCAAAUAUGUUAUUGAUGCUUGCUGGAGUAGUACAAAGACUUGCAAAAUCUGAUUUCCUUGACCCCUAUUGGAAUACGAUGGAAAUAUGGGCACAAUAUCUGAAUAGUACAUUACCAGAUCCAGGAAAUCAACUUUGUACCGAUGAUUUCGAAGGACCAUCACCACAUAAUUGUAAUUUAGCAUUGAAAGGUAUAUUAGGAUUAGGUGCUUAUGCCAUUCUCUUGAAUUCAACGGGGCAAACACAGCGUGCUACGAUCUAUAUGAAUCAAGCACAAGCUCAUGCAAAUUAUUGGUUGUCAGCUGCACGUGAUGCUGAAAAUUAUCGUCUUCAAUAUAAUUUACCAAAUACUUGGUCACAAAAAUAUAAUCUUAUCUAUCAAAAAAUUUUAUCAUUGAACUUAUUUCCAUCCGAUGUUGCUCAAAUAGAAUCAAAUUAUUACAUGUCAAAAAUGCUUGAUUUUGGUAUUCCACUUGAUUCACGUUCAGCAUUGACCAAGGCUGAUUGGACAUCAUGGAUAGCUACAUUUAAUAAUAAUGAAGAACAAGAGAAUCAAAUAUUCAGUAAAUUAUAUAAAUUCGCACAUGAAUCACCUGACCGUGUACCAUUGAGUGAUUUCUAUGACGCAUCGAAUGGUCAUGUACUAGGUUUUCGUGCACGGCCAGUUAUGGGCGGAUUGUUUGCUCGAGUGUUAUUAGAUAAUCCGCUUAUAGAGAAUAUUUAUACUAAAUCGAAAAGGCCUCUGCAACGUCAUGGACGAAUCAACAAAUGCGAUAUAUCAUAA
Molecule: messenger RNA, 2097 nt
Organism: Rotaria socialis
Lineage: Eukaryota; Metazoa; Rotifera; Eurotatoria; Philodinida; Philodinidae
Source: the annotation of a GenBank genome assembly